AUUGAAUAUUACAAUAAGUUUUGUUUUGUUGUUAUUAUUAUUGAUAAACAUUUUUAAUCAUAGGUUUUAACAAAUCAUUAAUACAUUUAAUAAUAUUUUAAGACAAACAGUCCGACCGGUGGCCACCAAUCGGCGGCAGCGGCUGUAAUCAUCGACUUGAAAAAAACAUGUCCAAAAUUCAGAUGUCGACAAUGUCCAGACACGACAAACUGGACCCGACUUCGUACGACUGGCCAUUCGAGUCGAUUAUCAGUACGGCAUUGGCCGACCUGAGGUCACGCGAUGAUACCAAACGACUUAAAGGUAUUCACUGUUUGCGUCAAUACAUCAAUCAAGACAUGACCGAAGUUACCGACGAAGAGCUAAAAGCUUUCUAUAACUUAUGCGUUACGAAGAUCUUUGAUCUGAUGUUGGGUUCGGGCGCUAACAACCCGAACGACAUUAAGGCCGGUAUUGUUGUUAUGUGUAUAAUAUUGGACUCGACGUCGGCAUUGGUCGAUAAGGCCAAACCCAAUAUAUACGCACCGUUUGCCAACCAUUUGCGUAAUCUUAACCAUAACUUUUCCGACAACGAACUUCUGGAUCUGUCAGCCUGUGCUGUCGGUAAGAUUGCCGUCAACAUCGAAAUGGCCGCCAAUUUUGUCAACUUUGAGAUCGCGAGGGCCAACGAAAUCAUUAAUACUGAUAAAAAUGAAAUCAAAAAACAUUCGGCGGUCCUAAAUCUUCGAGAGUUGGCAAACGUAACGCCGAUCUACUUCUUUAGUCAAGUAAAUUCGUUUUUCGAUAACAUAUUUCUGGCCAUAAAUGAUCCAAAAAUACGCGACUCAGCGGUCUCUGCGUUACGUUCGGCACUGUUUGUUGUCUCCGAAAGGGAGCGCAUAUCGCACGACCUUAAAGGCAACAAAAGCCGUAUCGAUCAACAAAUACCCAAAUGUUUUGAUGUCUGUUUUGCUGAAGUCAAGAAUGGCUUCGAAGUAACCGAUCGUAAAGAAAAAGACGACAAAGUGUUGACAUCGCUGUUGAUACUCAAUGAGCUCUUGAGAAUAUCUAAUGAUUCCGGAGAUGUCAUUUGUAGAGAAUUGGAGCUAAAAUACAGUCAAAUAAUUGAAAAUCAAAGCCAAAGUACAUCGAGAAGUAAUCAACUUUCGAAACUAUUCAGAAAUAAUACACACAUUCAGACACAGUCGUCGUCGGUUCCAUCGUAUGGUAUGCGAGAGUUGAGUGCAGUCGUCAAAUACCACAAAGAGAUGGGUAUCGCACCCAUACCUGUAUCACAUAACAAAUAUCGUCCACCAAAACAAAGCCAAACGUGUCGACAAAUGUUACUCAAUAACUUUGAUUAUCUAUGCAAUCAAGUUAUGUCACAACUUAGACAAAAAAACACUCAUAAUAUAAAUCACAUUCUAUUGGCUGUCAUUCCGAGUUUGGCCGCUCUGAGUCCCGAAAAGUUUGCGUCCACUGACUCGGUUUAUGUUAAGGAAUCGAUUAAUUAUUUGUUAAAUAAUUUGCGGGUAAUUCCGGCCCGAUCUCUAGCUUUUAUUUCGUUAGGACUUUUGGCUAUUGCUAUAAAAAGUGUGAAAAACGAUAUUUUUAAGCACCAAUUGGCGCAUAUAUUGGAAACUAUUCGUCUAACACUUCCGGCCAAAGAGCAUCAGCCAAAGAAGCGACCACUACCCGAUCCUACAGUGUUCACAUGUUUGGCACUCCUAAGUCAGGCUGUAGGCGAUGAUAUCAAAAAUGACAUCAAAAGUGAUCUUUUGGAUGCCAUGUUUGCCACCGGCUUAUCCGAAGCAUUGGCCGCAGCACUACACGAGAUAUCCAAAUAUAUUCCUUUACUCAAAAAGGACAUUCAGGACGGACUGUUGAAAAUGUUGAGUCAAAUACUGAUGAAAAAGGCGUACGCAAUGCCAGGUCUUCCUAAACAUUUGCAAAACAGUUCAUUGUCUUUCAAUAGCGAACCAAUUGAUACUCAGACAACUAUUCUCGCACUCAAAGUGUUAGGUCAGUUUGAUUUCGAGCACCGGCCACUUAUGCAAUUUGUUCGCCAUUGUGCCGAUACAUAUCUAACCGAUGAUAAUCGGGAAGUCAGACUAGAAGCUGUUCAUACGUGUUGUAAACUACUAUAUCCUGCGCUGAAGAAAGUUCAGGAUAAACAUUCACAAACACUGGUCAUUACAAUUCAAGAUGUUUUGUCCAAAUUACUGAUUGUCGGCAUAACUGAUGUCGACGUUUACGUUCGCUAUUCAGUACUCUCAAGUCUUGACGAAAGAUUUGAUCAACACUUAGCUCAGGCAGAAAAUCUGAACGCACUGUUCGUAUGUCUCAACGAUGAAGUAUUUGAGAUCCGUGAGCUGGGCUUAUGUACUAUCGGUCGACUCAGUAGCUAUAAUCCCGCUUAUGUUAUGCCUUCACUGAGAAAAGUUUUGCUUCAAUUGUUAACCGAAUUAGAAUAUUCUGGUAUUUGUCGUAAUAAAGAGCAAAGCGCUAAAAUGUUAGGCCAUUUGUUGGCCACAACUCCGCGACUAAUUAGGCCAUACACUGAACCCAUACUUAAAGUAUUUUUGCCAAAAUUGAAAGAUCCGUCACAGGCUGUGGUUACGGCCGUACUUUCAGCCAUUGGUGAACAGGCAAUGGUAAGCGGCACUGAAAUGAGGAAAUGGAUCGACGAAUUGUUUCCUAUAAUAUUAGAUGCCAUACAAGACUCGUCAUCUCAGCAGAAGCGCGAAGUAGCUCUCUGGACAUUAGGCCGUUUAGUCGAGAGCUUAGGCUAUGUGGUUGAACCGUAUUGGAAAUAUCCCAAUCUAUUGGAUAUAUUAUUUAAUAUAUUGAAAUCAGAGUCGUCUCAAAAUUCACAACUAAUAAGACGCGAAACCAUUAGAGUUUUGGGACUACUCGGUGCUGUUGAUCCCUAUCGACAUAAAGUAAAUCUGGGAGUCAUUGACCAAUCGGGUGAUCCAUUGAUAGCUCACGAUCCUAUUGUUGAACAAGAUAUCAAUGCACACGAAAUGUUAGCCAACUUUGCAGCCACUUUUGACGACUUUUACUCAGCUCAGGCUAUUUCAACAUUAAUGAGAGUAAUGAGAGAUCCGGCUCUCAGUGCUCACCACACGAUGACCGUACAGGCCGUAGCUUUUAUUUUCAAUGUUUUAGGUGUCCGAUCGGUGCCAUACAUUCAACAUGUUUUACCCCCUUUUAUUAAUGUUAUUCGCACGGGUGAACCCCAUAUUAAAGAGUUUUUAUUGCAACAAUUGGGACAAAUCAUAGCUAUCGUAAAGAUACAUAUCCGCAACUAUUUGGAGGACAUAUUCAAAGUUGUCCGCGAAUUUUGGACAACAAACUCACCGAUGCAGACAACCCUAAUCAAUGUAGUCGAACAAAUUGUUAUAGCACUGGGAGGCGAAUUCAAGAUAUAUGUGCCAUAUCUUAUACCACAUAUACUGCGAGUGUUUGCACACGACAAGAGCUUACGUCGCAGUGUAACCGUUAAAUUGCUCAAUGCUCUUCAAAGUUUUGGUACAAAUCUUGACGACUAUUUGCAUCUAUUGAUGCCACCAAUUAUCAAAUUAUUUGAAUCGAAUGAUAUCAAAGAUAAUGACGUGAAAAUAGCUGCACUCAAGACCAUUGAUGUUCUCUCAGAAGAUCUUCAGAUCACUGAUUUAGCUCCGAGAAUAAUACACGCAAUCGUACGGACCAUUGAUAACAACACUAACAAUGAAAAGGAUUUAGUAAAUCAAGCGAUGGAUACAUUGAGUGCUGUUGUAAUGCAAUUGAAUAAAAAAUAUCAGAUAUUUAUUCCGAUGGUUAAUAAAGUGUUGCAAAAGCACAAAAUAAAUCAUCAAAAAUAUGAUAUAUUGAUAACAAAGAUAAGCGACGGAUCCGGUAUUAAUGACGCUGAAGACGAUCCAAUUAUGUCGAUUCGUCGAAACAAUAAAAAAGGCAGAAAUCAGUUAAAGGAUCCGAUGGGUUCAGUACCAGAUCCCAAACGAAAUCAAGUACAGCUUUACGACUUGCAAAGGGCUUGGAAUCAAUGCUCCCGACGGGUGUCUAAAGAAGAUUGGCUCGAAUGGCUUAAAAUACUGAAUAUAGAUUUGAUUCGCGAAUCGCCUGCUUUAGCCAUCAGAUCAUGUUUUCCAUUGGCUCAGGCGUGUAGUUCUGUGGCCAGAGAUCUAUUUAAUCCGGCAUUUCUUAGCUGUUGGAAUGAAUUAAGUGAAGAUCAUCAACAGGAACUGAUUACAUCAAUACAAGACGCACUGAUGCAACAGGACAUACCUGAAGUGACAGGAAUUUUACUAAAUUUAGCCGAAUUUAUGGAACACGUGGACAGAGGACCACUACCGCUGAAUGAGAAGACAUUAGCCGAAAGAGCACUCAAGUGUCGAGCCUUUGCCAAAGCACUUCAUUAUAAAGAAGAAGAGUUUCACAAACAGGCGACCACUGAAGUGUUGGGCGCACUCAUCAGUAUUAACAACAAACUACAGCAACCGGAAGCUGCCGUCGGUGUCCUAGAGUUUGCCAAUAAAAAUCAAUUUAACGACAUUGAAGUUAAAGAGCGCUGGUAUGAGAAGUUACACGACUGGGAAAAUGCAUUGAAAGCUUAUAAACUAAAAUCAGAAAAGGAUCCAAAAGAUUACGAAUCAAUUGUCGGACAAAUGAGAUGUUUGGAAGUGUUGUCCGAAUGGAAUAAGUUAUAUAAUUUAGCUCAACAAUCGUUUUCCGAUAUUAAUCCAGAAUAUAAACAAAAGAUGGCCCGAAUGGCCGCUACUGCUGCCUGGGGUUUGGGUCAAUGGCCACAUAUGGAAGAAUAUACGAAAAAUAUAGCUUCCGAUACACCCGAUUCAGCCUUUUAUCAGGCAGUACUACAGGUUCACUAUCAAAACUAUGGAAAGGCACAGGUAUUGAUAGAUAAGGCCAGAAAACUAAUCGACACCGAACUAACAACAAUGGCCGGCGAGUCAUACAACCGGGCCUACGCUCCUAUGGUUCAGGUGCAGAUGAUGUCCGAAUUAGAGGAAGUGAUUCAAUACAAGUUGGUUCCCGAACGACGAGAAAUGAUUAAACAAAAAUGGUGGCACCGAUUGCAGGGUUGCCAGCGAUCAGUAGAGGACUGGCAAAAGAUAAUUCAAGUUCACUCUCUGGUGUUGACACCACACGACGACAUGCACUCAUACCUCAAGUUUGCCAAACUAUGUCAACGUAGCGGUCGUUUACAGUUAUCUUACCGUACAUUAGUCAGUCUUAUGAAUACCGAUGCAUCGAAACUAGAACCGGGUUUUCCACUGCCAACUACCUAUCCUCAGGUAACGUUCAGAUACAUUGAACAUCUGUGGAUUUCGGGCGAAAAAGAGGAGGCAUUCCAACAAUUAGCUCACUUCACACAAACGGCACAAAACAUUCACUUUAUGAGCGGCGAUGAAAGUCAACAAUUGAAUCAACGAAACGAUUUGAAUAAACUAUUGUCUCGAUGUUAUCUCAAGUUAGGUCAAUGGCACGAAAAUCUUCAGGGAAUCAACGAGGAGUCCGUAAACACUAUACUUAAUUAUUACUUGGAGGCCACUGAACGGGACAACAAUUGGUACAAAGCGUGGCAUUCGUGGGCUUAUAUGAACUUUGAAGCCGUCAACUUCUUUAAGGGAGUCCAUUCGUCCACCGACGGCCAGUCACCAGUGGAUCCAUUGGGUGGCCCUUCUUCGCCAAUGACAUCGCUACAGCCACUUAAGACCAAAUAUGUUCGCGACUACUGUGUGCCAGCAGUUCGCGGAUUUUUCCGUUCCGUAUCGUUAGCUCACGGAUCCAGUCUUCAGGAUACACUACGCAUACUUACCAUUUGGUUUGAAGAAGGACAACAUCAGGAAGUAUAUGAAGCACUGGCCGAAGGCAUCAAAACAGUGCCAAUUGAAACGUGGCUUCAGGUUAUUCCACAACUGAUUGCCCGAAUCGAUACAACCCGACAAUUAAUAGCACGACUAAUACACCAAUUGCUUAUAGACAUCGGUAAACAUCAUCCGCAGUCACUUAUAUAUCCGCUGACAGUGGCCUCAAAGGCCUCAGCACCGGGACGUCAAGCAUCGGCCAAAAAGAUUCUGGAUAUGAUGCAGGUCCAUUCACCUAAUUUAGUACAACAGGCAAUGCUUGUUAGUGAGGAACUCAUACGUAUUGCCAUUCUUUGGCAUGAAUUAUGGCACGAAGGUCUCGAAGAAGCGUCCAGACUGUACUUCGGCGAACGCAAUGUCAAAGGAAUGUUUGAUAUAUUGGAUCCGUUGCAUCAAAUGUGUGACAGAGGACCACAAACACUCAAAGAGAUGAGCUUCAAUCAGGCCUAUGGUCACGACCUUAACACUGCCAAAGAGUGGUGUCGCAAAUACCAAAUGCACGGCAAUGUCAAAGACUUGACACAGGCGUGGGAUACCUAUUAUCAUGUGUUCAGAAGGAUAUCCAAACAGUUACCACAAUUGACAUCAUUAGAGCUUCAAUAUGUAUCACCAAAACUGAUGCAAUGUCGUGACCUCGAGUUGGCCGUUCCCGGCUCUUAUAAUCCAAAUCAACCACUCAUUAGCAUUGCUCGGGUCGAGCCUCAGCUUAAUGUGAUUACAAGCAAACAAAGACCGAGAAAAUUGUCCAUAAAAGGUAGUGACGGUCGAGACUAUAUGUUUUUGCUUAAAGGACACGAAGAUCUUCGACAAGACGAGAGAGUAAUGCAAUUGUUUGGUUUAGUAAAUACAUUGUUGACCAGCGAUCCCGAAACUUCUCAAAGAAAUUUGGCAAUACAACGCUACGCUGUGAUACCAUUGUCUCCUAACUCGGGACUCAUCGGUUGGGUUCCCCAUUGCGAUACUCUGCACACACUUAUCCGUGAUUAUCGGGAAAAGAAGAAAAUCUUGUUAAACAUUGAACACCGAGUUAUGCUACGAAUGGCUCCCGAUUACGAUCACUUGACUCUAUUGCAAAAAGUCGAAGUCUUUGAACACGCCUUAGAGCACACAACUGGCGAUGAUUUGGCUAAACUAUUGUGGCUGAAGAGUCCAUCGUCAGAGGUCUGGUUCGACAGACGAACUAAUUACACUCGAAGUCUGUCAGUGAUGUCUAUCGUUGGCUAUGUUCUCGGUUUGGGUGAUCGACAUCCGUCUAAUCUAAUGUUGGACCGAAUGUCUGGUAAGAUAUUGCACAUCGAUUUUGGCGAUUGUUUCGAAGUUGCGAUGACUCGCGAAAAGUUUCCCGAAAAGAUACCAUUCAGAUUGACCCGAAUGUUAAUCAAUGCAAUGGAAGUUACGGGCAUUGAAGGCACGUAUCGGAUGACUUGCGAAAAAGUAAUGCGAGUCUUACGCAAUAAUAAGGACUCAUUGAUGGCAGUACUCGAGGCCUUCAUACACGACCCGAUCUUUUCGUGGAAACUCAUCGAAGCACAACCAAAAGUCAAGCACUCAAUCGAUUUGUUAGAUGAAGAUGACGGUGCCGUCGGUGGUGCCCUAAACGCUGCCGCCUCGACCUCCAAGAGGCCAUCGAUAGCCGCUUCCAAUCCCAUCAGUGGUAUCAUCACUGAGAGUGCCGGCUUUGCUCACGAAGGACUCAAUAAGAAAGCCUUAACAGUCAUAAACCGAGUGCGCGAUAAACUAACCGGUCGUGACUUUGACGCUCACCUAACUCUCGAUGUGCCCGAACAGGUGGAUCUACUCAUACGACAGGCCACCUCUCAUGAAAAUUUAUGCCAAUGUUAUAUCGGUUGGUGUCCAUUCUGGUGAUUCAAAAAAAAAUUAAUUGUAAUUAGUAUUUACUUUUCAAUAUAUAAAUUAAAGUCACAAAAUUGAUAUAUAAUUAUUACGAAAACUAUUAAUUAAGUCAUUUUGAUUUAAAAUAUACACAGAAAUU
Oppia nitens is the source of this 7863-nucleotide messenger RNA. It is a transcript of the gene Tor, whose product is annotated as serine/threonine-protein kinase mTOR-like. Gene Ontology annotation, molecular function: protein binding; protein-containing complex binding; protein serine/threonine kinase activity. The record is from RefSeq and is a predicted model, not a curated record. Gene Ontology annotation, cellular component: TORC1 complex; TORC2 complex; nucleus. NCBI's taxonomy places the organism in Eukaryota, Metazoa, Arthropoda, Arachnida, Sarcoptiformes, Oppiidae. Gene Ontology annotation, biological process: protein phosphorylation; TOR signaling; negative regulation of macroautophagy. The transcript has 20 exons. Bases 168 to 7736 code for a protein of 2522 amino acids.